This is a messenger RNA of Fusarium oxysporum Fo47, 1197 nucleotides long. RefSeq names its product cytochrome P450. Bases 1 to 1197 code for a protein of 398 amino acids. The record is from RefSeq and is a predicted model, not a curated record. The transcript has 4 exons. NCBI's taxonomy places the organism in Eukaryota, Fungi, Ascomycota, Sordariomycetes, Hypocreales, Nectriaceae. Gene Ontology annotation, molecular function: iron ion binding; oxidoreductase activity, acting on paired donors, with incorporation or reduction of molecular oxygen; heme binding.
AUGGCUCAGGAGCUGAUGUCGGGAAACAAUCGGUUCCUGCUCAUGCCGUAUGGCGAUAGGUGGCGUGGCAUCCGCAAGAUCAUGCAUCAAGUCCUGAACUCGCGCCAAGCCGACAAGUUCCAGGUAUACCAGGAUAUUGAGUCGCGGCGUUUGUUGCAUGCCUAUCUUCGCCAUCCUGACAAGUGGUACCUUGCAAACCAGCAAUUUGCAAAUUCGGUCAUCCUCUCCGUCGUCCUGGGACGAACGUCAGAUAUGAACGACCCCACGUUAGCCGAGCUGCUCGCGACCACACAGGUUUUUUUGCGGAACAUUAAGCCAGGAGCGAAUCUAGUCGACAUGUUUCACUGGUUGGCGAGACUCCCGAAGUGGAUGCAGUGGUGGCGCCCAUACGGCCUCGCCCUGUUCGAAAGGUCCAAAGCCGUGUAUUUUCGAGAGCUAGAUCUCCUUAAGAAGAAGAUGGAGGACGGGACCGCCGAGCCAUGUUUCGCAAUCGACUACAUGCAGGCAAAGGGCGAAAUCAAUACCAAUGACCUCGAAACGAUAUUUGUGUUCGGCACUCUCAUGGAAGCAGGUAGCGAUACGUCCCGCGUGGCGAUCAGCCAGGGCAUUGCGGCAGCUGCCAUCUACGGCGACUGGGUCAAGAGGGCCAGAGAAGAACUAGAUGCGGUAUGCGGUGACGCUGAACGAUUACCAGAGUUGAGUGACCGUGAUCGGCUACCAUACCUGUCUGCCGUCACCAAAGAGAUUCUCAGAUGGAGACCUUUUAUCCAAUCUGGUACAGGCCGAGAGCUGAUCCAAGAUGAUGAGUACGAGGGCUACAAGUUCCCGGCCGGUACCGUCUUCACCUGGAACCCGUGGGCUAUCGCUUUGAACCCCAACGAAUACGAGGACCCUCUUACUUUCAAGCCGGAAAGAUUCCUGAAUGAGAAUCUCAGAAGCCCUCUGAAGGGCCACUGGGCCUUUGGAGCAGGUCGGCGUGCGUGCGUUGGAUACAACGUUGGAGAUACGAAUGUGUGGAUCGCCACAGCUCGACUGAUCUAUUGCUUUGAUUUUGAACAGGUUCCGGAUGCGCCGAUCGACACGUUCUACACCAUCUGGGAAGCCCACGACAAGCCUGCGUUCCCCGUCAAAAUCAAAUGUCGCAGUCAAAAGCACGCCCAGCUUAUCGAAAAUAUGUAUGCGAGGCAGACAGGCUGA